Molecule: messenger RNA, 11437 nt
Organism: Pseudophryne corroboree (corroboree frog)
Lineage: Eukaryota; Metazoa; Chordata; Amphibia; Anura; Myobatrachidae
Product: oocyte zinc finger protein XlCOF6-like
Exons: 8
Coding region: 508-3141 (877 amino acids)
Source: RefSeq, a predicted model, not a curated record
AGCCAGCAUCAGCCAUAUCCCUGCUCGAUCCCAGCUGUAAGUGCCUCAUUGUACCUCUCCCCGUGCGGACUUACCACCACAGGCUCCUGGGCUCGGACUUCUCCCCUCACCCGCAGCACGUUACUCACCCGGCUUCCGGCCUGUGCGGUCCACCCGACUUCCGGCCUGUGCGCUCCACCGGACUUCCACUCCACACCGGAUGUGAGGUCCCCGCGCUCCUCCCCUCUGGUCUUCGCCAGAGCUGUGUGUGAUACUGCCUGCUGCUGCCCUGUGUGCCACAUAUUAUUCCUACCCCCACCUCAGUGCCUACUGUAGUGAAGAAGACAUCUGGUGACCAUCUGACACCCCUCCGCUGUGCCUCCAUACCGGUGCCUCCUCCUCACUCACUGACACGAGAGGCACAUUGACCAGAAGAUCCUGGAACUCACCAACAAGACCAUUCAGCUGCUGACUGGAGAGGAGUGGGAGUAUAUAGAGGAACACAGGGGCCUGUACAAGUACGUGACGAUGGAGAAUCACCGGCCCCUCACAUCACUGGAUGGAUCCCGUAACAGGAAUAUCCCAGAGAGAUGUCCCCGUCCUCUUUAUUUCCAGGAUUGUACAGAGCAGAAUCACAGUGUCCCUCAGGAGGAUCAGGGUGAAGUUCUGUCUAAUAUUAAGACGGAAGAUCUGGUGGGAGAAGAAGAGCCCAAUGUGCCUGAUAUAAAGGCAGAAGAUAUAAAGGAGGAAGAAGAGACAUAUGUGAGGGGUGAUCAGCAGUGUAAGGAGGAGGAGAUCCCUACAGAUAUCAGCACAGACGGACACAGCAGCAGCAGAAAUGCCUUGGAUGAAUAUCUCAUUUUGCCUCCAGAUUGUGACAUUAAAGAUAACAUCAUCACAGAAGGUUCUCCUGUAGAAAACAUUCAUCCCCAAACUUUACAUCCAGAACAUCACAGUUCACAUAUAUCAUCUGAUGCCUCUAAUAAUAAUAAUGACAGUUGUCCUGAUACCUCAAAUAUAGCUACAGAUAGUACAGCUCAAAUGGGUGAUACAUUUUAUCCAUGCUCUGAGUGUGGGAAAUGUUUUACACAGAAAUCAAGUCUUGUUAUACAUCAGAGAACUCACACAGGUGAGAGGCCUUUUCCAUGUUCUGAGUGUGGAAAAUGUUUUAUAAAGAAAUCACAUCUUGAUAGACAUCAUCGAAUUCAUACAGGUGAGAGACCAUAUACAUGUUUUGAGUGUGGGAAAUGUUUUGCGCAAAAAUCAUAUCUUCUUACACAUGAGAAAAGUCACACAGGUGAGAAACUAUUUCCAUGUUCUGAGUGUGGGACAUGUUUUACACAUAAAUCAGAUCUUGUUAGACAUCAGAGAACUCACACAGGUGAGAAACCAUAUACGUGUUCUGAGUGUGGGAAAUGUUUUGCGCAAAAAUCAAAUCUUCUUACACAUAAGAAAAGUCACACAGGUGAGAAACUAUUUCCAUGUUCUGAGUGUGGGACAUGUUUUAUGCAAAAAGCAAAUGUUGUUAGACAUCAGAGAACUCACACAGGUGAGAAACCAUUUCCGUGUUCGGAGUGUGAGAAAUGUUUUACACACAAAACAUCCCUUGUUAAACAUCAGAGAACUCACACAGGUGAGAGGCCUUUUCCAUGUUCUGAGUGUGGGAAAUGUUUUAUAAAGAAAUCACAUCUUGUUAGACAUCAUAGAAUUCAUACAGGUGAGAGACCAUAUACGUGUUCUGAGUGUGGGAAAUGUUUUACACACACAUCAGCUCUUGUUAGACAUCAGAGAACUCACACAGGUGAGAAACCAUAUCCAUGUUCUGAGUGUGAGAAAUGUUUUUUACAGAAAUCAAAUCUUGUUACACAUCAGAGAACUCACACAGGUGAGAAACCAUUUGCAUGUUCUGAGUGCGGCAAAUGUUUUAUACAGAAAUCGCAUCUUCUUGCACAUCAGAGAAUUCACACAGGUGAGAAACCAUUUCUGUGUUCUGAGUGUGGGAAAUGUUUUGCACGGAAAUCAGAACUUGUUACACAUCAGAGAAUUCACACAGGUGAGAAACGAUUUCCAUGUUCUGAGUGUGGGAAAUGUUUUACAUACAAAUCACAAAUUGUUAGACAUGAGAGAAGUCACACAGGUGAGAGGCCAUUUCCAUGCUCUGAGUGUAGGAUGUGUUUUUUACAGAAAUCAAGUCUUGCUGCACAUCAGAGAACUCACACAGGUGACAAACCAUUUUUAUGUUCUGAGUGUGGGAAAUGUUUUGCACGUAAAUCAUAUUUUCUUAAACAUCAGAAAAGUCACACAGGUGAGAAACUAUUUCCAUGUUCUGAGUGUGGGACAUGUUUUACAGAUAAAUCAUAUCUUGUUAUACAUCAUAGAACUCACACAGGUGAGAAACCAUAUCUAUGUUCUGAGUGUGGGAAAUAUUUUACACAUAAAUCAGAUCUUGUUAGACAUCAGAGAACUCACACAAGUAAGAAGCCUUUUCCAUGUUCUGAGUGUGGGAAAUGUUUUACGCAGAAAUCAGAUGUUGUUAGACAUCAAAGAACCCACACAGGUGAGAAACCAUUUCCAUGUUCUGAGUGUGGGAUGAGGUUUUCACAGGAACAACACCUUCUUCGCCAUCAGAGAAGUCACACAGGUGAAAAACAUUUUCCAUGUUCUGAGUGUGGGAAAAGUUUUUCCGAGGAACACCUCAUUUACCAUCAGAGAAGUCACACAGGUGAGAAACCAUAUCCAUGUUCUGAGUGUGGGACAUGUUUUACACACAAAUCAGCUCUUUUAAGACAUCAGAGAACUCACACAGGUGAGAGGCCUUUUCCAUGUUCUGAGUGUGGGAAAUGUUUUAUAAAGAAAUCACAUCUUGUUAGACAUCAUAGAAUUCACACAGGUGUGAAACCAUAUACAUGUUCUGAGUGUGGGAAAUGUUUUACACACACAUCAACUCUUGUUAGACAUGAAAGAACUCACACAGGUGAGAAGCCUUAUCCAUGUUCUGAAUGUGGGAAAUGUUUUGUACAGAAAUCAAAUCUUGUUACACAUCAGAGAACUCACACAGGUGAGAAACCAUUUAUGUGUUCUGAGUGUGGGAAAUGUUUUACGCAGAAUAUAGAUCUUGUUACACAUCAGAGGACUCACCUAAGACAUAAGCAAUUUUCCUGAGCUGGUAUGCCACGAUAUUUUGUGGAAGGCAAGUCAAAUAUUCAAGCAUACAAUGUAUUAAUAAAUUAUAAAUUCAUUAUUUUAAAAUAGAUUAAAUGUAUUUCACCAACCUAAAGUUAGAACAGGUAUCUCUCAACAUUAAUAAGACUGCAUUGUUAAAUAGCAUUCUAAAAAAUACUCCUAACAAUGGGUUUUAGAUAUAAUGGGAAGCUGUGACAUCAUUUUAUUACAUGGUCAUACUUUCUAAUCAACCACUUCAAUGCUAAGUAAAAUGCGGGACUUUUCCUCAACAUAUACAGUGCCAUCCAGAAAGUAUUCACAACGCUUCACUUUUCCUAAAUUUUAUUAUGUUACAGCCUUAUUCCAAAAUGGAAUACAUUAAUUUUCUGUUACGUGCUACCGGUUACUGGGAAUCCAUUUAGUACCAUGGGGUAUAGACAGGUCCACUUGGAGCCAUGGGCACUAUAGAAGUUUGGUAACGUGUGCUGGCUCCUCCCUCUGUGCCCCUCCUACCAGACUCAGUUUAGAAAAUGUGCCCGAAGGAGCCGGUCACAUCUCUGGAAGCGCUUGAAGAGUUUUCUGCAUUUAUUUUAAAAGUUUGUUAUUUUCAGGCAGGGUUGGAUGGCACCAGCCAGCCUGCUUCGUGGGACUUAGGGGGGGAACGGCCCAGCUCCACUAAGGGUUAAUGGUCCCCACAGCGGUGAGCGUACAUUCCCGCAGCACGCCGCCACCCCUAACAGAGCCAGAAGAGUGGUGAGUACUAAUCCUGCGACUAGCGCGUCACCAGCCAUUAUGGCGGCAUUAGGGUACGGAGAUGCAUGGCUUCUAACAGGGCGGACUGAGUCUCCAGACUUAGUACACAGUAUGUGUACACAGUACCCAGACUGGCAUUGCAGCUUAAAAGGGGGCUUACUCCAUUUUAUGCGCUUAGACACAUAAAGCCAGUAUAAAGAAGAGCUGGAAGACCGCGUGCCAUUGCAGGGACGGGGCUUUACUAUGAGCGGAUCCAGCAGCUCACCAGCGCCAUUUUCCCUCUGCAGUGGACACAGACGCUGACUGACAGGGACGCACAGCUCCUCCGGAGAGACUCCAGAUUACCUCAGUGGUACCAGGGGGUCAUAGCAGGGGGGAGCUAUAUACUAGUGUACUAAGUCCCUACUCUGGGUACUUAGUCUGCGACCCAGCUAAGCUUGGCUUUAGCGAUAAGGGUUCUAUCCUCUCUCUCUGUCUCUCGGGAAGGACUCUUUGUGGGUUAAUUGUGCUCUUAACCUUUUCCUGUGUGUGUGCUGUUACUGCUGCAGUAUGUCAGGCAAAAUGUAUCAUGCAGGGCACAGUGUUCCUCUUAUCCAGGGGGUUCACUAGUCUGUACUCAGUGUAGUAUCCCUUCUCAGGCUAGUGGGAUGUAGCCAGCAUGGCUAGACUCCAUUCGGCGGAUAAUUUCCACCAUCUCUACUAAAUUAUCUCGUAGUGAGAAGGAAACACAAUACUUAAGACAGUCUAUGACUCAGUUUAUGACUCAGUACCAGCGUCUCAGUACUCUACCGUUUGUCUGCAGAAACAUUAUUUGGCUCAUCUCCUGCAUUCUGACUCUGAUGAUGAAGGGUAAGAAAUGGAGGAAGGUGAGGUGGACAUAGAGGUAGGGGAGGGUACUCUGUCGCAAGGUGUUGAGGAUCUCAUAGACUCUAUCAGGGAAAUCCUGUAUAUUCCUGAUAAGGUGACAGAGAUGUGUGAGGAAGCUUUCGUUAAUGUGACGUAAAAAUCCUCAGCCACUUUUCCUGUGUCAAAGGAAAAUAGCCUGUUUUGAAGAACCCUGUGUUAAUCCAGAUAAGAAAUUUCAAAUUCCUAGGCGGUUAUCAUCUUUUCCUCCUGAGGAUAGGGGAAAAAAUGGGAAAAUCCACCGAUAGUGAAUACGUCAGUGUCCAGGCUCUCACGUAAAAUAGUAUUACCUGUUCCUGGUGCAACCUCCCUAAAGGAUACAGCUGAUCGUAAGAUUGAGACUACACUCAAAUCUUUGUAUACAGCUGCAGGGGUGGCCCAGAGGCCCACUAUAGCAUGUGGGUGGAUUACGUGAGCCAUUGCUAAAUGGUCUGGUAACUUAAUUGAGGGGUUAGACACCUUACCUCAAGAGGAAAUUGUUUUACUCCUGCAAUACAUACAAUACUCUGCAAACUUUAUGGUGGAAGCCAUUAAGGAAAUAGGUUUGCUUAAUGCACGCACCACAGCUGUGGCAGUGUCGGCAUGCAGGGGAUUAUGGCUACGUCAGUGGACUGCUGACACGGACUCCAAAAAAGGCGUGGAAGGCCUGCUUUCACAGGUGAGGCCUUAUUUGGCGAAGACCUCGAUAAGUGGAUUUCGCGAGCUACUGCGAGUAAAUCUACCUUCUGCAGAUCCCCCAGGAAAGCCUACUCAGGACCCAAUUUACAGUCCUUUCGGACUGCAAAGUUUCGGGGCAAGGCCAGAGGUUUUUCUACCGCCGCCAGAGGUGCUAGAGGUAAACCACGCAAACCAGCGGCUGCUUGUUCUCAGGAACAGAGCUCCGGCUAAGUCUCUUCAAAGCCUUCCGCAUGACAGUGGGCCGCGAUGCCUGGGAGACAGGGAGGUGGGAGCCGAGCUAAUAUUCUUCAGUCACAUCUGAACAAGAUCUUGCUGGGAUCCCUGGGUCACAGACCUUAUAUCCCAGGAUUUCAGGCUGGAGUUCCAGGAUCUCCCACCUUACAGAUUCUUCAAAUGAGGCUUACCAGUUUUACAAGAGGCAAGAGUAACCUUUCAAGAAGCCAUUCAAAAACUGUUACAGACCCAGGUCAUUGUUCCAGUUCCACCUCAUCUACAAAACAAGAGAUACUAUUCCACCUUGUUUGUAGUUCCGAAACCAGACGGUUCAGUAAGAUCGAUUCUGAAUCUGAAGUCAUUGAACCUAUACUUACAAGUGUUCAAGUUCAAGAUAGAGUGUCUGCGAGCAGUGAUCUCAGGUCUGGAAGAGAGGGAAUUCCUAGCAUCUCUAGAUAUCAAGGAUGCAUAUCUUCACAUUCCGAUCUGGCCACCUCAUCAGGCUUAUUUAUGGUUUGUGCUGCAGGACUGUAACUACCACUUUCAGGCCCUGCCAUUUUGUCUUUCCACGGCACCGAGGGUGUUCACCAAAGUGGUGACAGAGAUGAUGAUGCUACUCCGCAAACAGGGAGUGAACGUAAUUCCUUCCCUGGACAAUCUUCUGAUAAAGACUGCCUCCAGGGAGCAGUUGUUGGAGAACAUUGGUCUCACAAGUAGAUUACUUCUGGAUCAUGAGUGGAUUCUGAACCUGCUAAAAUCUCACCUAGAACCAACGCAAAAGCUCAUUUCCUGGGAAUGAUACUGGACACAGUCUCAGAAAGUGUUCCUUCCCUUGGAAAAGGCAAUGGUGAUCCAGUCGAUGGUUCGGGCUGGCUUGAAGCCGACCCGAAUCUCAGUACAUCUGUGCAUCCGCUUUCUGGGGAAAAUGGUGUCUUCUUACGAGGCAAUUCAGUACGGAAGGUUUCAUGCAAGGCCCUUCUAGCUGGAUCUGUUGGGCAAAUGUUCCGGAUUGCAUCUUCACAUGCAUCAGAGGAUUUGUCUGGUGCCAAAAGCCAGGAUCUCCCUCCUCUGGUGGCUACAAACUUCUCACCUAGUGGAGGGUCGCAGGUUCGGGAUUCAGAAUUGGAUUCUCUUAAGCACAGAUGCAAGCCUCAGAGGUUGGGGGUGCAGUAACCCAGGGGGUGCAAUUUCAAGGAAGGUGGUCAAGUCAUGAAGUCAUCCUUCCAAUAAACAUCCUGGAGCUCAGGGCUAUCUACAACGUCCUUCGGCAGGCCUCCUCUCUUCUUCAGAAUCAGGCCAUUCAAGUUCAGUCGGACAAUGUGACGGCGGUGCCUUACAUAAACCGACAGGGCGGAACAAAAAGCAGAGCCGCAAUGUCAAAGGUGUCAAGAAUUGUCCUCUGGGCAGAAAAACACGCCGUGGUGUUGUCGGCGAUCUUCAUUCCGGGAGUAGACAACUGGGAAGCAGAUUUCCUCAACAGACAUGACCUGCACCCGGGGGAAUGGGGCCUCCACCCGGAGGUGUUCCAGUGGCUGACAUGUCGGUGGAGUUAUCCACAAAUCGACAUGAUGGCCUCUCGACUCAACAAGAAGCUCAAGCGGUAUUGUUCCAGGUCAUGGGACCCACAGGUUGUAGAGGUCGACGCCCUGACAACUCCGUGGGUCUACCAGCUGGUGUACUUGUUUUCUCCAAUUCCUCUGAUCCCAAGAGUUCUCAAAAAAAUUUAAAAGGGAAAAAGGUCAAGCACUCCUGAUUGCUCCGGACUGGCCGCAAAGAGCCUGGUAUGUGGAUCUUCUCGAGAUGCUAAUCAAAGAUCCGUGGCCUCUGCCUCUUCUAGUGGAUCUUCUGCAGCAGAACCUAUUCAUUUAUCAAGACUUACCAUGACUACGUUUGACGGCAUGGAAGUUGAACCGCUGAUUCUGGCCAGGAGAGGGAUUCCUGACAAGGUCAUCCCGACUAUGAUCCAAGCCAGAAAGGGGGUAACGUCAAAACAUUACCAUCGUAUCUGGAUGAAAUAUGUCCCUUGGUGUGAGAGCAGACGAUAUUCUACGGUGGAAUUUCAUCUGGGACGUUUCCUGCUCUUUCUGCAGUCGGGAGUUGAUGUGGGCCUACGCCUAAGCUCUAUAAAAGUUCAGAUUUCGGCCUUGUCUGUUUUCUUUCAGAAACAUUUGGCUUCUCUUCCUGAGGUCCAGACGUUCUUGAAGUGUGUUCUUCAUAUCCAACCUCCCUUUGUGCCUCCCAUUGCACCUUGGGAUCUCAAUUUGGUUCUGCAAUUCCUCCAAUCGGACUGGUUUGAACCAUUACAGGAGGUAGACGUAAAGUAUCUUACAUGGAAGACAGUCAUGCUGUUGGCCUUGGCUUCGGCGAGGCGCGUCUCGGAGCUGGGGCAUUGUCUCAAAAGAAACCCUACUUGAUUUUCCAUGAGGACAGAGCUGAUCUCAGGACUCAUCAGCAAUUCCUUCAUAAGGUGGUGUUGGCGUUUCAUAGCAACCAGCCAAUUGUGGUUCCGGUUGUUACUGACACCUCUGCUACUUCGAUGUCCUUGGACUUUGAAAGGGCUUUAAAGGUAUAUGUAAAGCGAACUGCUUGUCACAGGAAAUCGGACUCGCUGUUCAUUCUAUAUGAUGCCAACAAUAUUGGGUGUUCUGCUUCAAAGCAGUUUAUUCACGCUAGAUCCUGCUCACUAUCCAGCAUGCUUAUUCCACGACAGGUUUGCCAAUUCCAAAAUCUGUACAGGCCCACUCUACUAGGUCGAUGGUUUCCUCUUGGGCGUCUGCCCGCGGUGUCUCGGCAGUACAACUCUGCUGAGCAGCUACUAGGUCGGGUUCGAACACGUUUGCCAAGUUUUACAAGUUCGAUACCUUGGCCUCUGAGGACCUUCAGUUUGGUUAGUCAGUUCUGCAGGAACCUCAGCACUCUCCCACCCAGUUUGGGAGCUUUGGUACUUCCCCAUGGUACAAAAUGAAUUCCCAGUAUCCCCUAGUAAGAGAAAAUAGGAUUUUAAUUACCUACCGGUAAAUCCUUUUCUCGUAGUCCAUAGAGGAUACUGGGCACCCGCCCGGUGCUUCGUUCUUCUUGCACGGUUGCUUGUUUAACUGUUGUUUGAUUCAGCUGUUGCUGUCACUGUUUUCAAGUUUGGUUAGCAUGGCUUUCGUCUUGUUCUGUUGUGCUGGUUCAAAAUCUCACCGCUAUCCUUAUCUAUUUCCUUCUCUAAAAGUAUGUCCGUCUGCUCGGGCACAGUUUCCUAGACUGAGUCUGGUAGGAGGGGCACAGAGGGAGGAGCCAGCACACUUUAUCAAACUUCUAUAGUGCCCAUGGCUGCAAGUGGGCCAGUCUAUACCCCAUGGCACUAAAUGGAUUCCCUGUAUCCCCUACAGACUACGAGAAAAGGAUUUACCGGUAGGUAAUUAAAAUCCUAUUUUUUCCAUCAAAAUUCUACACACAAAUCCCCAUGACAAUGUAAAAAAAAAUGUUUUUGAGAUUUUUGCAAAUUUAUUAAAAAUAAAAAAACUAAGAAAUCACAUGUACACAAGAAUUCACAGCCUUUGCUCAAUACUUUGUUGAUGCACCUUUGGCAGCAAUUACAGCCUCAAGUAUUUUUGAAUAUGAUGCCACAAGCUUGGCCUACCUAUCUUUGGGCAGUUUCUCCCAUUCAUCUUUGCAGCACCUCUCAAGUUCCAUCAGGUUGGAUGGGUAGCGUCGGUGCACAACCUUUUUCAGAUCUCUCCAGAGAUGUUCAAUCGGAUUCAAGUCUGGGCUCUGGCUGGGCCACUCAAGGACAUUCACAGAGCUGUCCUGAAGCCACUACUUUGAUAUCUUGGCUGUGUGCUUAGGGUCUUUGAUCCGCUGAAAUAUGAACCAUCGUCACAGUCUGAGGUCAAGAGCGCUCUGGAGCAGGUUUUCAUCCAGGCUGUCUCUGUACAUUGUUGCCUUCAUCUUUCCCUCUAUCCUGACUAGCCUUCCAGUUCCUGCCGCUGAAUCCCCACAGCAUGAUGUUUCCACCAACAUACUUCACAGUAGGGAUGGUAUUGGCCUGGUGAUGAGCGGUGACUGGUUUCCUCCAAACAUGACACCUGCCAGUCACGCCAAAGAGUUCAAUCUUUAUCUCAUCAGACCAGAGAAUACUGUUUCUCAUGGUCUGAGUGUCCUUCAGGUGCAUUUUGGCAAACUCCAGACGGGCUGUCAUGUGCUUUUUUACUAAGGAGUGGCUUCCGUCUGGCCACUGUACCAUACAGUCCUGAUUGGUAGAUUGCUGCAGAGAUGGUUGUCCUUCUGGAAGGUUCUCCUCUCUCCACAGAGGAAUGCUGUAGCUCUGACAGUGACCAUCUGGUUCUUAGUCACCUCCCUAACUAGGGCCCUUCUCCCCUGAUCUCUCAGUUUUGUCGGCUGGCCAGCUCUAGGAAGAGUCCUGGAGGUUCCUAACUUCUUCCGUUUAAUGAUGGAGGCCACUGUGCUCAUUGGGACCUUCAAAGCAGCAGAUAUUUUUCUGUAAACUUCCUCAGAUUUGUGCCUCUCUUGAAACGAUCCUGUCUCGGAGGUCUACAGACCAUUCCUUUGACUUCAUGCUUGGUUUGUUCACAGACAUGCACUGUCAAGUGUGGGAUCUUAUAUAGACAAGUGGGUGCCUUUCCAAAUCAUGUCCAAUCAACUGAAUUUACCACAGGUGGACUCCAGUUAAGCUGUAAGAACGUCUCAACGAUGAUCAAUGGAAACAGGAUGCACCUGAGCUCAAUUUGAGCUUCAUGGCAAAGGCUGUGAAUACUUAUGUACAUGUGAUUUCUUUGUUUUUUAUUUUUUCACAUUGUCAUGAGGUAUUGUGUGUAGAAUUUUGAGGGGAAAAAUUUAUUUAUUCCAUUUUGGAAUAAGUCUCUAACAUAAAACAUGGAAAAAGUGACGCGCUGUGAAUACUUUCCGGAUGCACUGGUCAUCAAAGUGCAAAUGGUGGCCGAGGAGGAGGCAGGACAUGAUUAUAUAAUUACUGCAAUACCCAAUGACAUCAUUAAGCCCCACUUUUUAAGACUCGGAAUGGCUGGAGGACAUUAAAAGUGCAGUAUUGAAAAGAAGGAAGUCUCCAUUUUUAAAAUAAUUUGUUCUCUAGAAGACUGGUGAUCAGUGUGUUAAUCAGACAGUAAGCUUCUAUACUAUAGGAAUCAUUGUGAAGUCCAGGAAUGGGGCAGGAUCUGUCCCAUCCUGACUUCAAUAUAUACAUUGGGCACACAAGCUGGGUACACACUAGAUCAGAGAUUUUCAACCUUUUACAACUCGUGGCGCACUGAACAAGUAUUAAAUAUUGCCAAGGCACACACAAAUAUAAUGGUGAUGCGUGGUGCAGUUGCGUGUCCUAUGAUGUCAUGUUGCAGCUUCUCCAUAGGUAACGCCUGAGCCACAUCUGAGAAAGCCAUAAGAUCCCAACACUGCCCGGGUCCAAAAUAAGAACUGGCUCUGCAACCACUAAACCCACCAGUAUUGAUCGUUCCAGGGCCUCAGUAGCGGCAAAACACUGACGGGCCUGGCUGUGCUUCUACGGCGGCACACCUGGAGACUGCUCAGGGCACACUAGUGUGCCACAGCACAGUGUUUGAAAAACACUUUACUAGAUGAUAUGUCGUUUGAUCCAGCUGAGAUUUUAGAGAACUGCAUCAGGGAAAAAAAAAAAACACACUGGAGAUUAGUUAUACGAUUUGUUUAAGUAUUUGAUUAUAUAAAUUUGUAGUUGUUAGUAAAAUCAAUAUACUGUGCAUUUCAUUUA